This is a messenger RNA of Cuculus canorus (common cuckoo), 2192 nucleotides long. It is a transcript of the gene PRMT3, whose product is annotated as protein arginine methyltransferase 3. Gene Ontology annotation, cellular component: nucleus. Lineage: Eukaryota; Metazoa; Chordata; Aves; Cuculiformes; Cuculidae. Gene Ontology annotation, biological process: peptidyl-arginine methylation. Bases 63 to 1637 code for a protein of 524 amino acids. The record is from RefSeq and is a predicted model, not a curated record. The transcript is spliced from 16 exons. Gene Ontology annotation, molecular function: protein-arginine N-methyltransferase activity.
ACCCCCGCGUGACGUCACGGGCGCGCAGCCGGAAGCGGCGCACGUGGGGCAGUGGCGGGGCUAUGGCGGCGCGAGAGGAACACGGAGGAGCUGGCGUGCUGUCCGAUGAGGAGAUGCCUGAGCUGUCCGAUGGUGAGGAGGCAUGGGAGGAAGAGGAGGAGGAUGAAGUUGCCACCACUGAGGACCUGAGGACCCGCUGCCUCUUCUGCAACCGAUUGUUUAGUUCUGCUGAAGAUGUGUUCUCCCACUGCAAAACAGAACAUCAGUUUAAUGUCUGUGAUGUGAUCAAGGAACACAGCCUUGAUUUUUAUGGAUACAUUAAACUAAUAAACUUUGUUAGAUUAAAGAAACCAACAGCUGCAUAUUUGAGAUCUCUCAGCAGCCCAGUACCUUGGGAAGGGGAAGAAUUUUUGAAACCAGAGUUAGAAGAUGAUCUUCUGCUUCAAUUUGAUAUAGAAGAUCUUUGUGAACCUGCAAAUGUUUUGCCUUCUAAUGGUUUCGAUGAUACCAUGGUCCUCCUUGAUCGAUUAAAACGUGCAGAACACAGAGCAAGACUUGCAGAAGGAGCCUUGGCUAGAGCACAAGAUGAUCUUCAAAAAAUGAAACAAUUUGCACAGGAUUUUGUGAUGAACACAGAUGUCGGGAGCGGCUCGUCAUCCAGCGCCAUUGCAGACCUUCACGAGGAUGAGGAUGGUGUUUACUUCAGCUCCUAUGGGCAUUAUGGCAUACAUGAAGAGAUGCUAAAGGAUAAAGUGCGUACAGAAAGCUAUCGUGACUUCAUCUAUCAAAACCCACAUAUCUUCAAGGACAAGGUGGUUUUGGAUGUUGGCUGUGGAACUGGAAUACUCUCCAUGUUUGCUGCCAAAGCAGGUGCAAAGAAAGUAAUUGGAGUCGACCAAUCAGAAAUCAUCUAUCAGGCUAUGGACAUCAUUCGAUUAAAUAAACUUGAAAAUACCAUUACGUUAGUCAAAGGAAGAAUUGAGGAAGUAGCUCUGCCUUUGGAAAAAGUGGAUGUAAUUAUAUCUGAAUGGAUGGGUUAUUUCCUUCUCUUUGAGUCGAUGCUCGAUUCUGUCAUCUAUGCAAAGGACAAGUACCUGGCAGAGGGAGGCUCAGUUUAUCCUGACAUUUGCACCAUUAGUCUGGUAGCUGUGGGGGAUAUGAAUAAACAUGCGGACAAGCUACUUUUCUGGGAAGAUGUGUAUGGCUUUGACAUGUCUUGCAUGAAGAAGGCUGUAAUUCCAGAAGCUGUUGUGGAGGUGCUGGAUCCAAACACACUGAUAUCUUCAGCCACUGUCAUUAAGCACAUCGACUGUAAUGCUGCAUCCACUCCAGACUUAGAAUUCUCUUCAGACUUCAUCCUGACCAUUACAACGAGCACAAAGUGUACAGCAGUUGCUGGUUAUUUUGAUAUAUUUUUUGAGAAGAACUGUCACAAUAAGGUCUUAUUUUCUACUGGUCCCCAGUGUACCAAAACACACUGGAAACAGACAGUCUUCCUUCUGGAGAAACCAAUUCCUGUAGAAGCAGGAGAAGACCUGAAAGGAAAGAUAACAGUCCGCAAAAACAGAAAGGAUCCACGGUCCCUCUUUAUAACCCUUUCAGUGAAGGACACACAGCAGACCUACAGCCUUCAGUGAAAAUUCUGUGCAUAUGACUUUGGGAAAUUUCAAAUUUCAGUGUUCUAUUUAACUGUCGAUAACUGUUUCUAAAUAUCCAAAAAUGGUGAACUCGUGCAAUUUUGUAUGCAUAUGCACACACAAGAGUAUGGAAAGUUUACAUAGAACUGAGAGAGUGCUCUUUGGAUGCUUUGCACUGGGCUAUGGAGACUGAUGACAAAAUCAAUUUCUGUUCUGUUCCACACGAUGUGGGGAAGGCUAGAAAGAUGGGUUUGGGUUAUGUGAGACUGAGUGAGAAAAAUCAGAGUAAAAUAUUGCUAUGAGGAACAAUGAAUAUGAUCUCUUCAUAUUGUUUUAUUCUCAAACUGGCGAAAUCCUUGUCCACUUUUUUCUUUUUUAGAAAAGAAGAAGCUAAAUCAUGUCAGUGCAACUCAGCAGUAGCUAGAAAAUCCCAGCUGAAAAAAGUUUGGAAUUCCAACUGUAGGAUUGCAGCAACAAAGCCUUUAUUUUUAUUAUAAUUCUAUAAUUAAAAAUUUGUAUCACACUUCUGUUAGAUUUAUCCAAAUAAAUGAACCG